GACAAUUUGUUCGCAUUUGAUCCAGAACAGCUUGCAGUCCUCGUCGAUCCAAAAAACAUACCUCUCCUCAAGACCUUUGGUGGUCUCCAAGGCAUCGCUAGAGGACUCCAUGCAGACAUCAUCAACGGCUUGUAUUCUUCUGAACUCAUCACAACUCCGAUAACACUAGCCGAUCUAUCCCAACCUCAAAUCCAAAGCCAAAGCCAAAGCCAAAGCCAAAAGAUUUCAACAUCACCUCUUCAGCCUGUUCAGACAAAUCAUUCUACUGGUGCAAAUUCAACUAGCAGUAAAGCCAAAGGAUUCGUAUCAAGAUCUGCAAUCUUUGGAACCAAUGUCUUGCCACCAGCAAAAGUCAAAUCCAUCUUUGAACUCAUGUGGAUGGCCAUGAAAGACAAGACUCUCAUUUUGUUGGCUGUAGCUGCUAUUAUCUCUUUGGGCGUUGGUAUCUAUGACGAUGUCGAUAUUCCUGAAGUAGACGCAAUGGGAAAUACUAUCCCAGGUGUCAAGUGGGUCGAAGGUGUCGCAAUUAUGGUAGCAAUCAUAAUCGUCGUCUCUGUCGGAAGUGCCAACGAUUACCAAAAAGAAAAGCAGUUUCGUAAACUAAACGCAAAGAAGGAAGACCGUUUCGUAAAGGCUACCCGUGAAAAGAACACCUUAUUGAUUUCGGUGCAUGAUAUUCAAGUGGGCGACGUUCUCCAUUUAGAACCAGGAGAUAUCGUGGCUGCUGAUGGUAUUUUUAUCGAAGGCCACAACCUGCGAUGUGACGAGUCUGCCGCUACUGGUGAAUCCGAUGCUCUCAAACCUACUACAGCCACAACAGAAAACAAGAAUCCCGGUACUCAGCACAAAUCUUUACCUGACCCAUUCAUCAUUUCUGGAUCCAAAGUACUCGAAGGUGUCUGCACUUAUCUUGUCACAAGCGUCGGUGUUCACUCUUACUAUGGCCGCACCAUGAUGGCUCUUCGCACAGACGCAGAAACCACUCCAUUGCAAGAAAAACUCAACCAUCUGGCAGAAACUAUUGCUAAACUCGGCUCGGCUGCCGGUCUCUUGAUGUUGGUCGUCCUCUUGAUCCGUUACUUUGUCAAGUGGCGCUAUGGUGUUCCUUCCCCUGCAUCUGCGAUCGUCCAAGGAAUCAUGAACAUUCUUAUUGUUGUGGUCACCAUUGUCGUAGUGGCUGUUCCCGAGGGCUUACCACUAGCUGUAACACUAGCUCUGGCCUAUGCUACUCAGCGCAUGCUCAAAGACAAUAACCUUGUCCGCGUUUUGGCUGCUUGUGAAACGAUGGGAAAUGCUACAACCGUUUGUUCUGACAAGACUGGUACUCUCACCCAGAACAAGAUGUCAGUUGUUGCCGGUACCUUUGGAUCGUCAUUUAGAUUCAUCAAAGAAGUUCCUCCAAACCGUAAAGACCUCCAUCCCAUCAUUGCUGUAGGCCAAAAGGCUCCACGCCAGAUCCUCAAUUUGCUCAACCAAGGUAUUGCUGUCAAUUCAUCGGCCUUUGAAAGCCUGGAUGAUAAUGGUUCCAAGGUUCUUGUGGGAAACAAGACCGAGACCGCCCUUUUGGCAUUUAGCCACGAAAUCGGAAGUGAAGACAUCGAAGCCUUACGGUCUCGCUGGGAGAUCGAGCAGCUGUUUCCUUUUAGUUCGGACCGCAAAGCCAUGGCAACCGUAAUCAAGAUUCCUCACCCCACUAAAACUGGCAAAUUCAUCUAUCGUGCUCAUGUCAAGGGUGCUCCCGAAAUCCUUGUUGACAAGUGCUCGACCAUCAUCACACUCCAAGAUUCCCAGUACGCCUUUUCUGAACACGAUUACGAUGUCAAAUCCCGCAAGCUCAACACCGAAGACAUGACCAGAGUCGUACACAUCAUCCAGAGUUAUGCUUCCCGUAGUCUGCGUACCAUUGGUAUUGCCUAUCGUGACUUUGAACAAUGGCCUCCUUCUGGCGAAAAUGUCUUGUCUUCAGCUUCUUCUAGUUCUUCUUCUUCUUCAAACAUUGGCGAAGAAAUUGAGGUUUCCUAUGAUGAGAUUGUCCGUGAGAAUGGCUUAACCCUCUUGGGUGUUGUUGGUAUCGAAGAUCCACUGCGUCCUGGUGUUACCGAAGCUGUCAAGGCCUGCCAGAGAGCCGGUGUGUUUGUUCGUAUGGUUACUGGAGACAACAUGAUGACCGCAAAGAGUAUUGCCAAGCAGUGUGGUAUCUACACCCAAGGUGGUAUUGUUAUGGAGGGCCCUGUUUUCCGCAAUCUGCCGCCUUCAGAAAUGGAUGCUAUCUUACCCCGCCUCCAGGUUCUUGCCCGCUCGAGUCCCCAAGACAAGCAGAUUCUGGUCGGACGUCUCAAAGAACUCGGUGAUAUUGUGGCAGUUACUGGAGAUGGCACCAACGAUGGCCCGGCCCUGAAGUUGGCCGACGUUGGAUUUUCGAUGGGUAUCUCGGGUACUGAGGUUGCCAAGGAGGCCUCGAGUAUCAUUCUGAUGGACGACAACUUUUCGAGUAUCGUGAGGGCUAUUAUGUGGGGCCGAUGUGUGAACGAUGCAGUCAAGAAGUUUUUGGAAUUCCAAUUGACCGUCAAUGUCACAGCUGUUAUUCUUACCUUUGUUUCUUCUGUGGUCAGUGAUUCUCAAGAUUCUGUUCUGACUGCGGUCCAGCUGCUCUGGGUCAAUCUGAUCAUGGACACCCUUGCAGCACUCGCACUUGCUACCGACCCACCGACCGAAGAACUCCUCUUGCGUGGUCCCGAGUCCCGUUCCUCACCACUGAUUACCUUUAAGAUGUGGAAGAUGAUUAUCGGUCAGGCUAUUUUCCAAGUGAUCGUUACCAUAGUUAUGCUAUACAGCGACAUCUUUAGCUACGACCCCAAGAGUGGUAUUCUCCAGACCCUGGUCUUUAACACUUUUGUGUUUUGUCAGAUAUUCAAUGAAAUCAAUUGCCGUUCUAUUGAUGACUCUUUGAAUAUUUUCCACAACAUUAUAGCCAACAAAUUCUUUAUGUUCAUCUUUGUGUUCUGCGUUGCAUGCCAGGCUAUCAUUGUCAACUUUGGUGGAGCUGCUUUCCAGGUUACCCGAAUUGGUGGUGUCGAGUGGGCCAUUUCGAUUGUCAUUGGUCUGCUCUCGAUUCCUAUUGGUGUAAUCAUCCGCUUGAUCCCAGAUCAUAUC
Messenger RNA from Phycomyces blakesleeanus NRRL 1555(-), 3153 nucleotides. RefSeq lists its product as hypothetical. Gene Ontology annotation, cellular component: membrane; intracellular membrane-bounded organelle. The record is from RefSeq and is a predicted model, not a curated record. The transcript is spliced from 6 exons. Lineage: Eukaryota; Fungi; Mucoromycota; Mucoromycetes; Mucorales; Phycomycetaceae. Gene Ontology annotation, biological process: calcium ion transmembrane transport; intracellular calcium ion homeostasis. Gene Ontology annotation, molecular function: ATP hydrolysis activity; ATP binding; P-type calcium transporter activity. The annotation marks the transcript as partial.